Opisthorchis viverrini is the source of this 2749-nucleotide messenger RNA. RefSeq lists its product as hypothetical. The coding region runs from base 1 to 1497 and encodes 498 amino acids. Gene Ontology annotation, biological process: actin filament organization. The record is from RefSeq and is a predicted model, not a curated record. The transcript is spliced from 8 exons. Gene Ontology annotation, molecular function: actin filament binding. Lineage: Eukaryota; Metazoa; Platyhelminthes; Trematoda; Opisthorchiida; Opisthorchiidae.
AUGUCGUCGGCUGCUCGCUUCAUUACCGUGAUGUUUAUGCGACGCAGCAAGUUUAAGCACGUUUUCGGGAAACCAGCCAGGAAAGAUGCUUGUUAUGAAGAUAUCAGAAUUACGAAGAGUAGCUGGGACGCCCGGUUUUGUGCCGUUAACCCAAAGUACUUGGCCAUCAUUACUGAAGCCGCCGGUGGCGGCGCCUUUCUAGUUCUCCCAAUAGAGAAAGUUGGACGUGUAGAACGAGAUGCUCCUUUGGUUGCUGGCCAUAAAGCAGCUGUACUUGAUAUUCAGUGGUGUCCGCAUAGUGAUGAUCUCAUCGCAAGUGCCUCAGAAGACACCACAGUGAAAGUUUGGCACAUCCCAGAGGGUGGCUUGGAACCUGGAGUCAAUUUGACUGUUCCUGUAGCGGACUUGGUUGCACACCAGCGACGCGUGGGCUUGGUUGCGUGGCAUCCAACAGCGGAACAUUGUUUGCUAUCUGCAGGUGCAGAUAACAUGUUGUUUAUCUGGAACGUUGCUACUGAGGAACCGUUGGUAGAAAUUAUGCUUCCUGAUAUGGUCUUGUCCGUAUCCUUCAAUUACAAUGGUUCGCGCCUGGUCACCACAUGCAAGGACCGACAUACACGCGUGUUGAAUCCGCGAACCGGUGAAGUGCUUUUGGAGGGCAUCUGUCAUCAAGGCUCCAAACCCCAGCAGGCCGUCUACCUCAAGGAUGACAGGAUUUUCACCACUGGGUUCUCUCCAAUGAGCGAACGGCAGUAUGCGUUGUGGAAGGGUGGCGAUAGCACCAUUCGAUAUUUCGAAAUCACAGACGAAGAGCCCUACGUUCACUUCAUCAAUAUGCUGACUAGUUCAGAUCCACAGCGGGGUAUGGGCUGGAUGCCUAAACGUGGUUUGGACGUGAACCAGUGUGAAAUUGCUCGAUUCUACAAGCUGCAUACCAAGGGUCUUUGCGAAGUUAUUCCAUUUACUGUGCCUCGAAAAUCCGAACUCUUCCAGGAUGACCUCUAUCCAGACACAAUUGGUGAUACACCUCCGCUCACGGUCGAUGAAUGGAUGGCUGGAAAGGAUGCAGAUCCUAUUUUAAUUUCGCUGAAGGAUGGCUACGUACCAAAAACCCGCUCAAAGCCUAAAUCUAGACUCAUCAAGUCGCAUAUUGCCGGUGAAUCUGAUCAACCAACUCAGCCUAAACACACACCGUCGACAAGACAGUCAGCGAGUGCGGCGAAAACCACCGCUGGUCAGCACUCUACACUGUCAAAGCCAGAACCUCGUCAGCGGUUAUCCACCGGUAGUGUAGCAACUUCGCGACACACGAGUCAUGGGGAACAAACGAAUUCGAAUGGAACAGGCCCGGCGGUCAUCGAUCCAGAAGUCGUUCAGCAACUAGUGGACGAUAUGCGAAAAAUGAAGAUCAUUAUCAAAGGACACGAACGACGCAUCAAGCACAUGGAAGAACAAGCUAAACUGUUGGAAGGUGAUACCGCUGGGGAUAAUCCAUAAUCUGGCGAGCAGAUUCCCAUUUUGACAUGGGUAUAUAUGCAUGCAGUCCAUACGGUUUUGUGUGGACAGUUCAUAUCUGUCCAUUGGUCUCCUCUCUGUUUUUUCUUUUUUAUAGUGUAUGCUUAGAUUACCUUCUCCCUUCCCCUACUGUGUUACAGCGCAUCACGCCAGUUUCCACUGCAUACCGGUCAUUCUCUUUUGCAGGUUGACUCCACGCGCAGCAUGUUCCCACACGCAUACACACACACACAACCGCGUUCCGGUACUGUUCUUGGUAUCGUCCCUUUGUGUCUACAGUCAUAAGACUCUCCGUGUCUUCCAGUUUUCAAAUGGAUUUGUCACUGUUUUGUGGGUGCUCAGUACCUUCCACUCACGUGCCAGUACUUACCCGUGUAUGAACAACGAUCUGGGAAGUGCGUUGCUUUUACGCAUCUGAUCUACUGUCUUUUGCUUGCUUUUUUCGCCGACACAAUGACGGUAGUACGAUUACUUUCGACAAAACGCCUUCACGUACUGUUUUUUGUUUACUGACCACUAAAUUGUUACCACUUUCCCUUAUCCCUUCGUGUGCUUCUCAUCCCGUGGCUAUUUUCGCAUUUAUAUGGUCAUUGCAAUUGUUCCCUGGUUAACUUCCCCUGAUGCAGCCGAUCGAUUCGAAUGGACGAUGCCCAUUUGACGCGGCUGUCAUUUCUUUCUAUCAGGCCGGUAAAAAUGGGUUGCAAAUGCUUUGGUAACUGUGUCCAGUCGUCGCUUCUCGUCUCUGGCGUUGACAACUGAGCACGAGACACUGUUGAUUUUACAUCUCUCUCUUUUGUUCCUUAUAAACUUCAGAUUUUCCUGUACGCUCGCUGAGUCCUUGUCUGACAAGCUUGAUAUCGACCUCUCGUAGCACGUCAUUUUCAUAUUCCCGUGAUGUUUCUCACAGCUUCCUGCUCUUUUUGUAUCCCUCAUCCCUAAUGCAAGAGAAUGAUUGGGUCGCUAGGAUGAGUCGUUUCUCGUGUAGUCUGCUGGCUUUUCAUGAUGCCAUAACAGCUGACUUGAGCACUCCUUUGCCGAUUUCUUUGCAUGUAUUUGGUUCUUGCAACCCAACGGGUUCGCAGCUGUUCGCCGAAUUUCUACAUGUUGCCGAAAUACAGCAUAUUCUAGCGGGUUUUAGUUUGAUGGGAGAGGCCAUAACUGAGCUUGUUCAAAUAACGCAUGAGAAGCCAGCUUCUGUUCUUUUUUCGGUCGAUUUCUCUUAUGAAUGUUUUUC